Pungitius pungitius (ninespine stickleback) is the source of this 545-nucleotide messenger RNA. RefSeq names its product cytochrome P450 2K1-like. Gene Ontology annotation, molecular function: iron ion binding; heme binding; oxidoreductase activity, acting on paired donors, with incorporation or reduction of molecular oxygen, reduced flavin or flavoprotein as one donor, and incorporation of one atom of oxygen. The transcript is spliced from 3 exons. Bases 93 to 530 code for a protein of 145 amino acids. Gene Ontology annotation, biological process: xenobiotic metabolic process. Lineage: Eukaryota; Metazoa; Chordata; Actinopteri; Perciformes; Gasterosteidae. The record is from RefSeq and is a predicted model, not a curated record. Gene Ontology annotation, cellular component: intracellular membrane-bounded organelle; cytoplasm.
CCUUCAUGAUAAAUAGAUAAUAAAUAAAAUGCUGAACCUUUUAUUCUCUUUAAAUUCCAACAGUUGUUCAAUAUGUUCCCGUGGAUAUUUCGAUGGGCGAGAAACAGGAUGCGUUUCAAGAGGAACGUUGCAGAAAACAAAUAAAACGGCUGAUCGGACGUCUACAAGAAACCUUGAAUGUUGAGAUGUGCAGAGGAUUUGUGGACUCGUUCCUAGCACACAAACAGAAGCUUGAGGAUUUGAAGAUUACGGAUUCACACUAUAACAUUGAGAACCUGGUGUCUACUGCUGGCAACCUCUUUACAGCUGGUACUGAUACGACAGGAACUACACUGAGAUGGGUUCUGUUGCUCAUGGCCAAAUAUCCCCAAAUUCAAGACGAGGUCCAGGCGGAGCUGAGCAGGGUGGUUGGAGACCGUCAGGUGAGGGCAGAGGACAGGAAAAACCUGCCCUUUGCUGACGCUGUCAUCCAUGAGACACAGAGAUUUGCUAAUAUACUUCCUAGAGUUGAGCCGGAUACUCGGUUGUAACGAGUAUCGGGUACG